CGUACUUCGACACAACUUUCGUUUUGAUCAUGGCUGAAAGUGUCGAAAGUGCAGUAAGGAGACCAAAGUGACUUGACUAGAAAUAUAUUUAUUAAAUGCAAAAUGAAUCCUUCCGAUGGCAAAUCUGCCGAUAUUUUUUGCAUUUCCGUGUAUGAAUGGUAUGGCAGUGUACUCGAACUAGCUGCAAACUUCAGCACAAGGGCAACUAGCUCUCGUUCUCCCGAGAAGGCCUCCCUCCUUAAAACAGUACAUCUUAGUGACCAAAUACAAUAGAGUCGGUGGAUGCUUCUCUGUAAUACAUGAAAAUGGGAAAUAUUAUGAGCAAUGUUUUCAUUGCUGGGCUCCCAUUGUAUGCCAUAUAUUUUCUUUACGCCAACAUUUAUUGCUCUUAUAAACUACUGAAAGCUAAUGUCGUGUUUGACAGUCGUCAGAGGAUUCCAUGUUUUGCCUACCUUUUUCUCAGAUAUGUUUUCAGAGCUCUUAUCAAAAGACAAGGGCAUUUAUACUUUUGCGAUAGCGAUGUCAAAGGUGAAGUUGCCUUCACCAUCUUUAACUGCAGGUAAACUGAUUGCUCUUGACAAUGUAGCAGUCAAAUUUGUUUUAGGGCUAUGGUUUGAUUUCAUUAUAAAAAUGUCAAACAACACACUGCCUUACUAACAUGGUUGUUUAUUUGUUCACGUUUGAGACAAUUAUCUCCAAUGUGCUGUACUUUUUUCUCUCAAAGGUUCAACAAGGAUCUACUGAGGAGGUUCUGUAAUGCUGCUGGAUAUGGCUGGGACUACCCAGACAUUGAGUUCAGGGAUAUCCCUCUGUGUUACCCAGAGACCCUCUGUCUGCGGAUGCUUGACAUAUUAAUAUCUGAUGAGAAGUUCAGAUUGAGCCCUCUGGGUAAGUAACACAUCCUCUACUGGCUGGGUCUUGCAUGGAGAUUUCGUACCUCAUGUCUUUGAAGGCCAUCCAAAUGUUAACACACAAGGUACUCUGUUUUCUUCCUAAAUUUCUGUAGAAUAUAUUAAUUCAAUUCAGCCAGAUGUGAAGUUCAAACAAAAUCCCCCCACUUCAGUGCAUUGUUUCCUUAGGUCUUGUCCGGGUACGUCAGAGUUUGAGAACAUGGCAGCCAAUAGAUGAGCUGAAGAAGGGACCCUUCAUGUUGCAGGCUCGUGUGUUGGAGUACAGGGUCGUUGAAGAUGGGGUGGAGGUUGACAUUUCUCUAACUGCCAUUUCACGCACUGACCAGCCAGUAUGGGAGAGCGUUUUGACAAUGCUCUCCCAGGACAGAGGCCGAACACCAAGCACACAACCUAUACCUGAGUGGUAUGAUGGUGAGUAGACCAAUACUUAAGUUAAUUCAUUCUAAACUUUGCCACCAGUCAACAAAGCUGAGGAAGUUGAACAAAAUUGUUCUAUUCAAGUUUGAACAGCACAGAACAACUGGACCCACAUCAUAAACCAAUAUAUUUUCUUACACUUUGACAGGGCACUUGGACACAUCAGAGUCAGAUGACAUCAUGAAGGCUGUGGAUAUCAAUGUUCCCUGGACUACAGGACUAAAGUCUGUGUGGGCUUUCUCUGACUACUCUCCACAUUGUCUCCUAACUAUUCCUGCUAAACUCUCGGGCUACAGAUGUACCCAAACUCCUGGUCUAUGGAUGCUGUCUAAAUGCUUGGCUGAAAUUGAAAAGCACAAAGGUACAGUAGCUUUUUAUUCUAGUGAUUCUACCUCAAUACUGAAUUAUUUAUAAGCAAAAUUAUGCUGCCUCAAACAGUAUAGUAUUUUUUUGUUGUUGCUGUACAUAUUCUAUUUAUCCUCAAUCUAUCACCUUGAUUUAUAUUUUCCAAACAUCCAUUGAUUCCACAGGAGUUGAUGCCAUUAGAGCCCCCAUCUCUGUCACCGCCCAGUUCAAGGAGCCAUUGUUGGUAGCAGGAAAAGUGACCAUCAAAUUUUGUGAGAGUGUGGGAGUGCAGUCCUCUUCCAAGUGUGUUAGCUUCCAAAUGGAGCAAUACGGGAGGAAGAUACCUCACAUCAAGGGACAAAUCUGCAGGACUACUGUAGAGGAUGUGAAUUAAAGAUGAAAACAGCGCCAAUGGCCACCCCAGCACCGUUGUUAUUGUUUUUGUUGCCGAGAUGAGGAGCAUCAUGUAGCAUGAUAAAAAAAAUUGCAGUACAUAUUGUGCUCUUCUA
This is a messenger RNA of Coregonus sp. 'balchen', 2182 nucleotides long. NCBI's taxonomy places the organism in Eukaryota, Metazoa, Chordata, Actinopteri, Salmoniformes, Salmonidae. The record is from the annotation of a GenBank genome assembly.